CCUAAAACGCUGCGGUUGGAAACCCCACAUAUAAAAACCUCUUACGAUACACGCAGCUUUCUCACUCUCCACAGGGUUUUCUCUGUCAGAGAGGAGAAAAUUAUUCUCCAAAUUUUUUAUGAUAGAAGGGAUAAACCCUAAUCACAAUCACACCAUAAACUAGUACUCUAUUAUUAGUUUUUUCCCUUGAAGAAAAUGGCGAUUGUUUCAUCACCUAAGACAGCUGUUCCGGCUGUAUUGUUGAACGGAACUGGACUGUUCGAGAAUGCUUCUCUGUAUGUUGGUGAUCUUGAAGGGAACGUGAACGAGGCACAGCUUUAUGAAUUGUUCAAUCAGAUAGGUCAGGUUGUUUCAAUCAGGGUUUGUAGGGAUCAGACGAUGCGGUUGUCUCUUGGCUAUGCUUAUGUCAAUUUCUCCAAUGCUCGUGAUGCUGCUAAUGCGAUAGAACAUUUGAAUUACACUCCUUUGAAUGGGAAGCCAAUUCGUAUCAUGUUUUCUCAUCGAGAUCCUAGUAUCAGGAAAACUGGAUUUGCAAAUGUGUUCGUUAAGAAUCUUGACACGUCAAUAGAUAACAAGGUGUUGCAUGAUACUUUUGCUACAUUUGGAACCGUACUUUCUUGCAAGGUGGCACUUGAUAGCAAUGGUAAAUCUUUGGGAUAUGGUUUUGUACAAUAUGACAAUCACGAGUCUGCAAAGUGUGCCAUUGAAAAAUUGGAUGGUAUGCUGAUAAAAGAUAAGAAAGCUUUUGUAGGGUAUUUUAUUCGGCGUCAAGAAAGGUCGGAAAAUGGAUCACCUAAGUUCACUAAUGUGUAUGUGAAAAACCUUUUAGAAACAGAUACCGAUGAGGAUCUUAAAAAGCUUUUCAGCACAUAUGGUGUAAUAACAAGUGCUGUGAUCAUGAAAGAUGAGAAUGGAAACUCCAAAUGUUUUGGUUUUGUGAAUUUUCAAAGCCCUGAUUCAGCAGCUGCUGCAGUUGAGAAGUUGAAUGGCACUACAACCAACGAUGGGAAGGUUUUAUAUGUAGGAAGGGCUCAAAGGAAAUGUGAAAGGGAGGCAGAGUUGAGAGCUAAGUUUGAACAAGAAAAGAUAAAAAGAUAUGAAAAAUUACAAGGUGCCAAUUUAUACCUGAAAAACCUUGAUGAGAGUAUUAACGAUGAGAAACUGAAGGAGAUGUUUUCUGAGUUUGGAACAAUAACUUCUUGCAAGGUAAUGUUUGAUGCUCAUGGCCAUAGCAAGGGCUUCGGUUUUGUUGCAUUUUCCACAUCAGAGGAAGCGAGUAAAGCUAUCAAUGGAAUGAGUGGAAAGAUAAUUGGACAGAAGCCGUUGUACGUUGUUGUGGCUCAACGCAAAGAAGAUAGGAAAACUCGUUUGCAGGCUCAAUUUUCUCAAAUCAAUGUUUCGGGUGGAAUCACAUCUUUUCCUGCAAGAAUUGCUGGAUAUCAUCAAAGUACUCCAAGACUUGCUCCUCAACAAUUGUAUUAUGGUCAAGGUACACCUCGUCUCAUGCUGCCUCAACCAGCUGGAUACGGAUACCAGCAACAAUUCAUACCCGGUAUGCAAUCUGGAGUUGCUCCAAAUUACAUCAUGCCAUACCACCCUCAGAGGCACGGUCAUACCGGACAUAGGAUGCCUCCAGUUGGUAACUUCCAACAAGUGCAGCAGAACCAGGUGCUACCUCGCAACUCGGACCAAGGGUUUAGAUAUAAUGGUCGAAAUAGUGUGGAUCCAUCUGCUGUUUCUGAAGGUCAAAUGAUAGAUCCAUCCAUACAAAAUCAUGGUGCCUUGUCUAAUAAUUCACUUCCCUCAACUUUGGCUUCUGUUACUCUGGAAAAUCAAAACCGGAUGUUGGGUGAACAAUUAUAUCCUCUUGUGGGUUGUCUUACACCAAACAAUCAGACAGCCAAGGUGACAGGAAUGUUGUUGGAAUUGGACAAGUCAGAGGUUAUCCAUCUGAUUAAGUCACCUGAAGAAUUGAAGAUGAAAGUGUCCGAGGCAAUGGAAGCCCUUCGUUUUGUUUCAUCGGGUCCUGCCUGCAGAUCAUGAUCAGCUUGGCUCCUAAUCAUUGUUUAUGGAGCCUUAACUUUAGAUUGAUCAGGAUUUUUUUCCCCUUUCUGUUAGGAUUUUGACUUGUUAGCCAAUAGAGAGGGGUAUUGAGAAUUUUUAUGUGUUUGAUAAAUUUAUUUCAUUUUGGGUUGGUUUACGUUCAUGAUUUUGAAACGGUAUUUUUGUCGACAAUCCUUCGUUUUGUUUAGAUAUAUUAUUUGGAUUGGGAUUUUUGUUGGCAUUCCUUCCGUUGAUUGUAAUUAUUUUUGCUUUCUGAAGGUCCAUUUGAUCUAUUUUGGGUAAUUCAACCCAAGUUCAUUUGCUUCCAAAAUGUGUGAGGUAAAUGCACACUAUUGUU
This is a messenger RNA of Medicago truncatula (barrel medic), 2401 nucleotides long. RefSeq names its product polyadenylate-binding protein 3. The transcript is spliced from 8 exons. NCBI's taxonomy places the organism in Eukaryota, Viridiplantae, Streptophyta, Magnoliopsida, Fabales, Fabaceae. The record is from RefSeq and is a predicted model, not a curated record. Gene Ontology annotation, molecular function: RNA binding. Bases 196 to 2043 code for a protein of 615 amino acids.